GCAGAGCGCGGAGCUCCGGCUGUUGGAGGGGAACGGCGGCGGGAGAGGUAGAGCGGGUGCCGGCGGAGGCUGGAGCGGCACGACGGGACAAGUACAAUAGAGACAACAGAAAGGCGCUCUUGGUCCUCUCCCGUAAACACACUCCCCUCCACUGCCACCUCCGGCUCAGCGCGGCGCGCGGUGCUGCCCAAUGCUGGCGGCCGCUCGGACUGCUAUGUAACCGCGAGACUGAGGGAGGAAGGGGACUGGGGAGAAGAGGCUCGCCGUGGGAGCCCCUGGGGGGCAAGUUUGCAGCCACUUUUCCACGCGCCCGUCCUUAGUCCUCGCCCGCCCCUUCCUGCAGCCCAGCUGGCCCGGGUGUCUUUCGCCUCUUCGCGUGCCCAGCAGCCGCGGCGAUCAUGGUGACGGUGGAAGAGCUGCGGGAGAUGGAGUGCAGCGUGCUCAAAAGGCUGAUGAACCGCGACGAGAACGGCGGCGGCGGCGCGGGCGCUAGCGGCAGCCACGGUGCCCUGGGGCUGCUGAGCGGCGGCAAGUGCCUGCUGCUGGACUGCAGACCGUUCCUGGCGCACAGCGCGGGCUACAUCCGAGGCUCGGUCAACGUGCGCUGCAACACCAUCGUGCGGCGGCGGGCCAAGGGCUCGGUGAGUCUGGAGCAGAUCCUGCCCGCCGAGGAGGAGGUGCGUGCCCGCCUGCGCUCUGGCCUCUACUCGGCGGUCAUCGUCUACGACGAGCGCAGCCCGCGCGCGGAGAGCCUCCGCGAGGACAGCACCGUAUCGCUGGUAGUGCAGGCUCUGCGCCGAAACGCCGAGCGCACCGACAUCUGUCUGCUCAAAGGUGGCUAUGAAAGGUUCUCCUCUGAGUACCCGGAAUUCUGUUCCAAGACCAAGGCUCUGGCAGCCAUUCCACCGGCUGUGCCCCCCAGCACUUCAGAACCCUUGGACUUGGGCUGCGGUUCCUGUGGAACCCCACUGCAUGACCAGGGAGGUCCUGUGGAGAUCCUCCCCUUCCUCUACCUCGGCAGCGCCUAUCACGCUGCCCGGAGAGACAUGCUGGACGCCCUGGGGAUCACGGCCUUGCUGAAUGUGUCCUCCGACUGCCCCAACCACUUUGAAGGACACUAUCAAUACAAGUGCAUCCCAGUGGAAGACAACCACAAGGCUGACAUCAGCUCCUGGUUCAUGGAAGCCAUCGAGUAUAUCGAUGCGGUGAAGGAGUGUCGCGGGCGGGUGCUGGUGCACUGCCAGGCGGGCAUCUCGCGCUCCGCCACCAUCUGCCUGGCCUACCUGAUGAUGAAGAAGCGGGUGCGGCUCGAAGAGGCCUUCGAAUUCGUCAAGCAGCGGCGGAGCAUCAUCUCGCCCAACUUCAGCUUCAUGGGGCAGCUGCUGCAGUUUGAGUCCCAGGUGCUGGCCACGUCCUGCGCGGUGGAGGCCGCCAGCCCCUCCGGGCCCCUGCGGGAGCGGGGCAAGGCCACCCCCACGCCCACCUCGCAGUUCGUCUUCAGCUUCCCGGUCUCGGUGGGUGUGCACGCGGCCCCCAGCAGCCUGCCCUACCUGCACAGCCCCAUCACCACCUCCCCCAGCUGCUAGAGCCGCUCUCCAGCACCCCGAAACCAGAGUCGGCGGGCGUUCUGCCAGAGUUGGGUGGGCAGAUGUGGGUGGCGGCACGUUGGGACAGACCAGCUGGGGCAGGCGACCCAGCCCCUCCCCCUUCCAUCUCUCCUUGGCUAGCCACCGGCCAGCUAGAAUGGCAAUAAGGACUUUGAAUACUUAACUAAAAACAAACAAAACACUCCAACUUAGAGCAAUAAUGGCUGCCUUUAGUAGGCAGGGAAGACCUUGGUUUGGCUUGUGUGUCAGUUUUACUUUUUCAGAUAGGAAUUUCUUACCUCAUUUUUUUAAGCAGUAAGGCUUGAAGUUAAGAAACCCACAGAUCCUGGCAAAUGUGCCCACCUGGUUUUAUUAAGGGGGGAGGGGGGAGGGACAGGGACAUGAAGAAAACAAAUUUGCCAGAAGUGCCUGGUUCUGCGUGUUUGGUCCUUUUUUGUUCUUGUUGUUGUUAGUUACUGCAUUUUUUUUUUUUAAAGAAA
Molecule: messenger RNA, 2086 nt
Organism: Condylura cristata (star-nosed mole)
Lineage: Eukaryota; Metazoa; Chordata; Mammalia; Eulipotyphla; Talpidae
Gene: DUSP4
Product: dual specificity phosphatase 4
Exons: 4
Coding region: 399-1586 (395 amino acids)
Biological process (GO): negative regulation of MAPK cascade; endoderm formation; protein dephosphorylation
Cellular component (GO): cytoplasm; nucleus
Molecular function (GO): protein tyrosine/threonine phosphatase activity; MAP kinase tyrosine/serine/threonine phosphatase activity
Source: RefSeq, a predicted model, not a curated record